GUAAUUGCUUCAGCCAAUCAAAUUACCCCACGCUGACCAACAUCUUGGUACAUUAGCAGAAGCCGUGUGUGUAGCAGCGGCACCAGCAAAAUGCGAGAGAUUACAUCAAUAUCGCACCUUUUUAGGUCAUUUUCUAUAUUUUAUCUAGCUCUGGAUUUUCAUAUAUACGGUAUAUUUGGUAAUAAUGAUGUAGAGCGCCACCUGGAGAUGGGGAAGAAGUUUCUAGCUGCAGGACAGCUUGUAGACGCUUUGACACAUUUUAACGCAGCUAUAGAUGGGGAUCCCAGUAAUUACUUGGUGUAUUUUAGAAGAGCCACAGUUUAUUUGGCUUUAGGAAAAUCAAAGUCGGCUCUUCCAGAUCUAAACAAAGUUUUAGAGUUGGAUCCAAAGUUCCAAGCAGCCAGGCUGCAGAGGGGGAAUGUUUUACUGAAACAAGGGAAGCUCUCUGAAGCGGAGGAAGAUUACUUGGCUGUGCUUGAAGUAGACCCCAGCAAUGCCGAGGCACAAAAACAGCUCCAGUUGUUGGAGCCUCAGAGAGAAAACAUCAGACUAGCCAAGGAAUACUAUGAACAACAUGACUUCCAGGCAGCUAUUGACGCUGUGUCACUGGCAAUAGAUGUGAGUCCCUGGGAUGCGGACCUCCGUGAGUUGAGAGCCGAGAGCUACAUUGCCCAGGGGAACUACUUCAAAGCGUCAGGGGACCUCAGGACCACCACCAAACUGGUGUCAGAUAACACGGAGGGCUAUUACAAGCUGAGUAACCUGCAUUAUGACAUGGGGGAAGCUGAGGAGGCAUUGCUACAAAUCAGAGAGUGCCUAAAGCUGGACCCAGACCACAAGCAAUGUUUCCCAUUUUACAAAAAAGUGAAAAAACUUACAAAACAGUUGCGAGACGUCCAGGAUUAUCAGAGCAAUGGGGCGUAUGAGGACUGUGUUAGCAAAUCAAAGGCUAUUCUAAAGACAGAAGACAGAGUGUUUUCCUAUAUACACAGGGCUAAGGGGCAUGCCUGUCACUGUAAUAUGAAGGCAAAACAUAUAGAAGAAGCUUUUAAGUGGUGUAAAGAGAUACUAGAAAUAGAUGAAAAUAAUAUUGAAGCCAGGUGUGAUUUAGCAGAAAAUUAUAUAAAUAAUGAACAGUAUGAAGAAGCUGUUCAAGAAUACCAAAAAGCUACAAAUAUAGACAAAAACAACCAGAGAGCACAGGAGGGACAGCAGAGAGCACAGAAACUGCUGAAAAAUUCACAAAAGAGAGAUUAUUACAAAAUUUUAGGUGUAAAAAGAAAUGCAAAUAAAAGAGCUAUAAACAAAGCAUAUAGGAAACUAGCUUUACAGUGGCACCCUGAUAAAUUUGAUGGGGAGGAGAAGAAAAAGGCUGAAAAAAAGUUUAUGGACAUUGCAGCCGCCAAAGAAGUUUUAUCAGACCCAGAAAUGAGACAGAGGUACGACAACGGAGAAGACCCUCUGGAUCCAGAACAGCAACAGCAAGGUGGCCGGGGCAACCCAUUCUUCCAUGGGUUCAAUCCAUUCGGUAGUGACGGUUUCAACUUCAAAUUCCACUUCAACUAGGCAGCGAAGUUAAAGAGAGCGUGAAAAAAGACGCGUUAAUGCAAUAAUGCCACUUCUGUGUAUAAUCUCUGACUUGUUUCAACCAACAUUAUUUUUUUGCAUAUUGUUUUACUCCUCAAAUGAAUACACUGGGGCGAUCACCUGGUUCGGCCAUAGGUAGAAGCUAGCAUGGCUUCUUUGGUGAAACGUUAAGAAUUUUGUUCUGAAUUUAGCUGAAAUAUUUCCCCGGGGCCUCGGGUCCGAUGCGUGUAAGCCUCUUUAAACUUAACCUCUUUAUUACUGUAUAGAUUACCCAUCCAGUCGAGUUUUACAGGAAGACAGUAUUUUUUACCUACAACUGGACUUACUAUACAAUUUAUUAAAGCUGAAGACGUUGUAAUAUUUAAUGAUUCCGCCUGUGUUCUCAGGAGAUCAACUGAAGGCUCGGCAAGGUUGCCGACCAUAAUGAGUAACAAGUCCAGUAAUAGAUUUUAAAUGUCAUUCAUGCAACCUCCAUGUGUUCACACCUAUGGCACAAGCGGGUGUCAGUGGGAAUUUGAAAAGUUAAAGAGCUGGCCUGCUUUGACAAAUUGAAACUCCUAACACCCCAUUUCCAUAGAUU
Messenger RNA from Lingula anatina, 2167 nucleotides. RefSeq names its product dnaJ homolog subfamily C member 3. NCBI's taxonomy places the organism in Eukaryota, Metazoa, Brachiopoda, Lingulata, Lingulida, Lingulidae. Gene Ontology annotation, molecular function: misfolded protein binding; protein-folding chaperone binding. Gene Ontology annotation, cellular component: endoplasmic reticulum. The record is from RefSeq and is a predicted model, not a curated record. Gene Ontology annotation, biological process: protein folding in endoplasmic reticulum.